ACAGACAAGUGGUUUCAAAAAUAUUUUGGCUGAUCCUUCAAGUUAUCCUGCAUACACAGAUUUAUUGAAUGAAAUUUUGGCAGAAUUAUUUCCUGCAACUGGGAGUGUGAAUACUGGAAAACCAGUCAAAGAAGAAAACGCUUAA
Racocetra persica is the source of this 145-nucleotide messenger RNA. Lineage: Eukaryota; Fungi; Glomeromycota; Glomeromycetes; Diversisporales; Gigasporaceae. The record is from the annotation of a GenBank genome assembly.